Mycosarcoma maydis (corn smut) is the source of this 927-nucleotide messenger RNA. RefSeq lists its product as uncharacterized. Bases 1 to 927 code for a protein of 308 amino acids. Lineage: Eukaryota; Fungi; Basidiomycota; Ustilaginomycetes; Ustilaginales. The record is from RefSeq and is a predicted model, not a curated record. Gene Ontology annotation, molecular function: hydrolase activity. The transcript has a single exon.
AUGGACGCCGUUACGACCCGGAGCCGCUUUGCCAAUUUGAGGACGGAGGAAGGGCAGACACUGCGUAUGCACUACGUUGAAGCGCUGCCUGCACCGAGCAAAGCCAAUGGAGAGCUUGUGCUGCUUAUUCACGGAUUUCCACAGACGUGCUAUCAGUACCGACAUGUACUGACGCCGCUCGCACAGGCUGGCUUUCAUGUCGUUGCUCCUGACUAUCGUGGUGCCGGCCGAACCUCUCGACCGCGGUUGGGUUACGACAAAGCGACCAUGGCGCAGGAUUUGCUGACGCUCGUUCGUGAGCAUCUCUGCUUCGCAGCGCCUGUCCAUCUCGUCGGACACGACAUUGGCGGAAUGGUGGCCCAUGCUUGGGCUGCUCAGUGGCCGGAGACGCUGCACAGUGUCGUGUGGGGCGAGGCUUGCCUGCCCGGAUCUGCCUUCUACGAGCGCACGAAGGCGUCUAUCGACAAAUUUCAUUUUAUCUUCCACCGACUGCCCGAUGGUCUGGCAGAGCGGCUCGUCCAAGGAAACGAAGAGGCGUACCUGCAGCAGUUUUUUGAUCGACUGAUCCACAACACAGACGCGAUCACCGCAGACGAUCUAGCCGAGUACGUUGGCGCGUACAGCCAGCCAGACGCAAUGCGCGCUGCCAUGGACAUCUACCGCGCUCUUCCGGAGGACGCUAGGUGGAAUAUCGAAUGCAAGGCUACCCUGGGCAAAAGCAAAGUGCCAUGUCUGCUUUUGCACGGUAAGCAAAGCGACCAUGAUCAAGAGGCCAUGGCGCUCGGCGAUCAAUUUUACAGCCAGUUCAGCUGCGACUCAGUGUCCGAAAGCGGACACUACGUGGCAGAAGAAAACCCGACUGGCUUUGUCAACGCGCUUUUGCGAUUUGGGCAGGUCGAGCAGGUCGACAGUGCCAGUGCUCGCUGA